Ostertagia ostertagi is the source of this 327-nucleotide messenger RNA. The record is from the annotation of a GenBank genome assembly. NCBI's taxonomy places the organism in Eukaryota, Metazoa, Nematoda, Chromadorea, Rhabditida, Trichostrongylidae.
AUGGCGCCUCUCAUAGCUCCGUGGACGCUUCCGUAUUGCGCUCCGGAGUCAGACAAGUCAAGAUUAGAGCAGGAGCUUUUUAUCAAUGAACUGCAGCAAAACGAAGUUCGUUCAACCGGAUCCCCAUCAGAUCUUAUGGAGCUGGCUUCGAGCCAUCUGCAGUCACUCAUCAAACUAUUUGCUCUGGCAUGCAAGAGCGAAAGGGAUGGGCGAGCUGCUGAGUUGGCUAGUCUUGUAACUUCUGCAAAAGGCAUACAGAUGAUGUGCAACUAUGCUGCAAAACUUAGAAAAUCUACUCUAGCAGACAAGGUAGCCGCUGCGACGUGA